AUGAUUCGUGCUCGACUUUCACGCGACCCGCGGGCGCGCUCGCCCUCCCCCCUUCCUCCGGCUCAGGACCCCUCAACACAGCAAGCCCAGCCAUUCAGCAUCCCCACGAUCUGCCUCACAACGGCGACGCCCAAUACGUCCGCCGUCUCCGAUUCCUCCCUCGUCGCCCCGUUCGCGAACGCGCCGCCUGUCCCGCCUCUUCCUCUCGCGCCGCGCGCAGAGGACGCGCCGAAGCGGCGCCUCGUGCCGAAGAAGUCCAAGCUGUCGCUCCUCGCCAACGUCGGCGCGAAGAAAGACAAGAGCCGGGACCUCUCCGACGUCGUUCGGCGCGUCGGUGCGGACGUUCAGGGAUCGGCGAGCGCACGCGGCGGGUUCGAGAUCUACGUCGACCCGACGGACGACCCCGACAUGGGCGAGAUCGUGAUGAUCAAGCGCCAAAAGAGCCGCAGGGCGCUGAACGGGAUGAUGUGGGGUAACGACGGCGCGUUGGGAGAGGUGACGAACGUGCCGAAGGCGUCGAAGGAGAAGGGGAAGGAGAAGGAGAAGGAAAACAAACCGGCGACGGCGACGGAGAAGCUGAAGCCGGGUGAUUCGGGGAGCCAGAAGUGGUGGAGUAUCGGGAGAGGAAGGAAGGAUUCGAAGGAGAAGGGGAGUGAGAAUGAGAAGGAGAAAACCAAAGAGAAGAAAGCGAAACGCUCGAAGACGCCUGACGCGCUUGCAUCACUCGGACGACCACGGUUUGCGUCACUGGAUUCCGGCGUCGUACUCAACUCGCCAGCUGCCCAAGAGCCCUCGAUGGAGCAGCUGUUCGGCUUGCCGCCUCGGCCGGCCCCGACCGUUGUGCAGCCAACCCGAGGCUCGACGCCAGCGACCGUGAUGAUGGCAGGCACGACCCCUAGGUCGUUCCUCGCCCCGCCAAUGUCGCGUGCAGACUCCAGCCCUACGCCGCCGCCCGCGAGCACAUUCCUCGCUCCACCUGGAAUGGCCCGCUCGGAGUCGACCGGCGCGACCGGCGCCACCAACGCGUCCAACUCGGGCUCGAUCGCCAUCCGCGCGAUGCGCUCCAUGCGUUCGCUUGCCCACAUCGGCAGCUGGGCGCAGCUCAAGAACGGCGAGGGCGAGGUGAAGAAGGGUGGCAAGAAGAAGGAGCGAAAGGAGGGCAAGGCGCAGGCGGCACGCAACGCGUCGCAGGCGACAACGAGCAGCUUCGAGGCCGGCGCACUGAGCAUGUGCGGCGGAAGCCCCGAGGUUACGCGCAGGAUGGGCACCGUGUCGAGCAUCCCGGAGGAGGGUCCGAAGGUCGAGAAGAAAAAGAGCGUCCUUGGCCUGGGGAUCGGCCUUGGCUGGCCGAGUACCAUGCGCAUGACGACGUCGCCCGUGGCGGAAGCUGGCACAGUGCGCCUCGUCAAUCAGGAACGCAAGCCGUCGGAACAGCAGACCAACAGCAACCGGCUCUCCGUCGACUCCUAUCCACACGCCGCCAAUCGCAACUCGCAGGCGUCGGGCGUGAGCGGUUUCUUCACCACGCGUGGACGGGCCGGGUCGCGCUCGACCGUGUCGAGCCAAAGCACCGCGGAAUCGCUCCGUCCCAUGUCGACGUCCUCCUACAGCUCGGGUUCAGGCCAUAGCAGCCGCCCGGUGUCCGCCGUCUCAGGCGUCUCAGGCAACAGUGGACGUCCAUCGUCCUGCGUGUCAUCCGCGAGCAGCGUCCGCUGGGACGAAGAGAGGCUGGAGACAGUGCGUGAGGGCCGCGAGCGAGAGAAGAAGACGAGGCCGAAGGGCGCCCGGGCGGCUGGGAGCAAGCGCGCAAGCGGCGAGGGGAGGAAACGCACGAGCCUUGCAGACGUGUUCCCUGGGGUGCGCGCCCCGUCGAGCAUCGGGGAGGAGCAGGCGGAGGACAGCGAUGCGGACGACGAUGACGAACGGAGGUACCCGAUGGUUAUGGUGGAGAGCGCCACAUCGGAUAGCCAUAGCGGAGUGCUGUCGGCGGAGGAGGACGAGGAGGGGGGGAGGGUCGUGAAGCUGGAGACGCCGCAGAAGCAGAGGAGGGCGAGGCCAGUGAGCGAGCAUAUGCUGGGUAAACCCCGACCUGUUGGCAUACACGACGACGUCGAAGGCGUCAAAUCGAUCCUUGAUCAGGCGACAGACGACCUUGCGUUGCUCGUCGAUAACUUGGAGGCAACCCCUGGCACGCCCGACUUAUCCCCGUACCGCGCAUCACCUGGCACUGGAGCAUCCCGCGAGGCGCCGGAGAGUCCUACUGCCGCCGUCGCCCUCAAGAACAAGUGGAAGGGCGAACAGGACAGCCCCGUCAAGCGGCCGACGACGAAGACCAGCCUGGCCUCAAUCACCAGUCUGCGGCCGUAUGCCCAGAGCAGGAGCAAGGCGUCCUCGAAGCCUAUUGGACCUACCGCUACCAUCAGCGCGUCGAACGGUCAUCAGCUCGGCAUGCAGAUCGCGCCAUGGCCCGUGUCCCCUCCCAAGCUCAAGCCGGUCGCAUCUUCCAUUCAUUCAAAUGCGAGGCCGAGACCUAUCACGGAGACGCCACCAGGAUGGAGGCCCACUCACAGGCGCACGCUCAGCCCCCCGGGUCCCGCCAUUGAACCUCCUCCGGUCUUCAAGGCCUUGAGCCCGCCCAUUACCUUGACUUCGAGGAAGCCUAGCCUAGAGGUCCCCGCGGACAGUUCACCGCCCCGUGUGCAUGCGACUCCGCCAACAACCGGCCAUCGGCACACUCCCUCGAGCUUGACUUUCGGGAAAGCCAACUCAAAGGUCGGCAAUCGGCUUGAUCUCGGUGACGAUGCGGCGGAACCAUCACCUACCCCAGUAUUCCGCAAGGCAGCUCAUGGGCGCCCACGUUCAACCGAAAUUCCACCCGAGCAGCAAAGCCCGAAGGAUACCAACGGCAUGCCUCUUGCUCCGGAGGCCAAACGUGGGCUCGGGCUCGGCGGUACCAUGGGUGGCUCAGUCGCAUCUGGUAUGACUACCAAGGAGGUUGACCCUGAGGAUCCGGACUCGGACAUCCCCGACGAAUUGCAAGUCAUUCUGUCUGGGCAGUCUGACGAGGAGAUGACGUCGUUCGGAGAGACGCUCACUCGCCAACUACAGAAUGCGCCGCAAAGGCUCCCAUCGCCUGGCCUUCCCCCGCAACUCCCGCUUCCGAUUCCAGAGGCGGGCGGCGAGAGUCCUCCGACGCUUCAGGUGCCGAUAUUCGAGGCCUUGGUCACCGGACCGAAUGGCAGCUGUCCGUCUUCCCCUGCAUCUACGUCCGAGGACGACACCAAGAAAUCCUUCGAUUUCACUGGCGAACUGAAGAAACUCAACGAAUCUGGCGCAUCUGAUCGCCGUAGCUUUGUCGAACAGCUCGAGAGCGCUUUCCGCACGCCAUCCAAAGUCGACCUCACCCACUUCGGCGACUUCCUCGCGGUCACUGAUGUUCCGCCUGUACCCAAGCUCCCCGAUUUCGUCACUCAGGCGGAGGCGUACCCCGAGACCGAGUCUUCGGACUCCAGCGCGGGUGUUCAUUCGGCAGUCCAUGUUGACAGUACCAGCUCUGAGGAUUCGUCCGUGGAUCAGUCGGCGGUGUUCAGCGAACUGGAGGGAUUGGUUGUCGAGGCCGAGCUACCGAACCCUCUUCCAAGCAUGGAAAUGACUCGUUCACAGUCUUCACUGCGUUCCCGGCCUUCCGAUGGCCAGCUUGACGUCAAUUUCAAAUUUGGUGGAAUGUCGUCUGGGUCGUCGCCUUCGUCAAUCCCCGAGAAGCCAUCGCGACCAGAUCGCCCUCUGACAUUGUCCGACAUCAUCCCUCCUCCCUCCCAUGUGCGCGCAUUGUCGACGUCUGUCAUCGAGGAGGACAGUGAGGUGUUGAAGUCCAUCUUCGCCAAGGCCGCGGAGGUUGAUGCUGCCGAUUCAAGACUUAGAGUUGACUCCACCACUAGCUCCAAGCGUCGCGCACGCGAUAUGGCGAUGGCUUCGCUCACUGGCGCGGCAGCAGGUCACAAGCGCGGCACCUCCGAAAUCAGCUUCGCCGGCCUGGACUCCUUCGAGGAAGUUCGUCGCGGCUUCGAGUUCGGUCCUAAUCGCCCAGCAUUCUACGCCCCUCAAGGCGCACGUGCAACCAAACGGACUCACGGACGCGAGACGUCACUGUUCAGCAUUGCAUCUAUCUCUUCGUACGGGAAGGUCAUCAACCCCGGCGUCAAAGAUCCCUUCGGCUUCACCAUGCCUGGCAUGCCCAGCCGGCCGCCUUCUAUGGAUAUGUCAAUCUCAAUGUCCACACUGGAUGACACUUUCUCCUUCUUGAAGCAGGAUCCUGAGCGGAAGCGCGUGGACAGUGACGCCUCCAGUUUCUAUUUUCGAGCGUCUAGCCAAGCCUCUCACAGGAUGUCCAUCGUUGCCCGCGGGCAUCGUCGUGAUGACUCAGCCUAUUCCGUUGGCUCCGUGGCGGCUCCGCCUAUCAGCAUGUUCAACCGCAGCUUCGGACACCGUCGCGAUAACUCCGGCAGCUCUAGCUCAGUUGCGCUCUCCUAUGCUAUUCACGGCGCAAACGGAGGAAGGGCAGCAUGGGCCCGUCACCAUCGGCAAGAAGCUUCUGUGGACUCAAUCCGCAGUCACUUCUCUGCAGCAAGGUUGGGUCGCCCAGGUCUGGGUGACAAGAUGCUCGAGUCUGCGCCCAUGGACUAUGGCCAGCCGCUCCAUUCUAUUAGCGCAUCCCCGACCGGGAGCGUCAGAGACUUCACAGCUGACUCUGCCGCGUACAUCAGCUCCUAUGAUUCCAUUAUGGACGACGAGCGCAAGACGACUUCGGAAGAUUCCAUCUUCGAUAAGACGGAUUUACGAGCUUCCACGUCCGACCGGAAGACCGCCGAGGACUCAAUAUUUGACAAGGCUAGCAAGCGCUCGUCAACAUCCGGCGAAUCGCUCUUCCACGCGAACAACGCAGAGGUGCCCCACCUUCUACCUGCGUGGCGACCCGUCUCGGUGUUGAGUUACGGCAGCUCGAGGAGCCCGCCCGAGGAUGACGAUACCAUGGUCACAAUGCUCGGAGGGGGACAUGUUCGACGACAAUCGAUCGGCUCCGUCUACGAGGGUUCGCCGUGCGUUCAAGUCGAAAAGCGAGUAAACAUACUUGCGCCCAGACGGCGCCAAGCUCAGUCCGAACAAUCUGCCUACGAACCAUACCCCAAGCCAAGCGCGGCCAAGGAGAAGGCUCUUGUACAACAGCCGUCCAUUGCCUCAACAUCGUCGUACCAAUUCGGGGAUCAGCGGAUGGUUAGGGCUACCCACGGCCUUCUAGAGCGCCAGAGUCUCGAGAGCAGUUGCCUGAGUGCUGAAGGCGAAGAUUCUUCGUCGUCGUUCUACGGGGAAGCGUCCUUCAAGCGCCCGAAGCCCGGUAAUCGCUCAAGGUCGAAUACCUAUGCGAGCUCUGGAGCUGACACCCCGCCUCUCUCGUCUUCUGACGGAUCUUCUGAGGGUGGCUCUAUGUCAAGUAUCGAUAUGUCGCACCUGAGCAUCGUGCUCGCCAACGUCACUCAUCCCUUGGGAGGUGUCACCGCCACCCGAGCCAGGACCCGCGCUCGAGGCCGUGGGCAUCGCCGUCGCAUUUCAGAGGCCCGCAUGUCACGUUCAUCUGUCUACGAGACCAUCCCUGAGGAAGCGAAUACUCCGUCUGCCCCAAGACUCGCUACUGUGCCCUCGUCCGAAGCCCCGUCCCCUGCUAUCUCAAGGCUCGAGGAUUCUGUCAUCAUCGUAGAUAGCAGCUUCCGCGAUUCCGCGGAAUUCGACGAGCAGGACUACACGGUGCUUCGUCGCUACUACGCGCUCAGGAACGAAGCGCACGAGACACUCGAAGAGAGCAAGCGAGUCUGGUCGGAUACGCCGUUCUCCGUGUUUGCCGUGCAAACUUUUGACCCUCCAUCGGAGCCUGAGGGCAUGAAGGCGCUACUACAUCACUCCCAGCAGGCGUACGGACCCCUACCUCACGAGUUACGUCUCCAGCGCGCGCGGUCUCGCAAAAAUUCCCGGCCCUCUCCGUACCCCAGCACCGGCAUCCAGCGAUCUAGCCCGUCCGACCAGAUAUCGGUAUCGCCAGGCAUGGUGGACGUCACACGGCUGUUAGCCUCCGCGAACAAAUCGACCGUCCUUCGGCAGGUUCCACGCAACGAGAACACGGCAUCUCCGAGAUCAGCGCUUAAGCUCAACGCUGCCGCCAAGGCCACCAAGGCCUUUGCUGCCUACAUCGACGUCGACCCAGUUCAAUCCGAGAAUGUCUCACAGGACGGCCUGCCUCAGUCACGACCUCGCGUCAACUCCGCGGCCCGUCGUACGGCUCUGGGCUGGUCCAAACGGAGUACGGGUAAGAACGACCAGAAGGAAAAUGACCUCUCUCAGCAGAGCGUCGUCAUGAACGCACCAGGCUCGUUGCGGAUCAACCGCCCUCGCCCUCGUGGUAGACCCACGCCAGCGCGAACUGCACAGCCGCAAACAAUCCGCAUCUGAACGCCUGCAUUCUAUACACGAAGGACAUUGGCGACGUCAACCUGGAUGCAACACAUAUGACUGCUCUAUGCUCAUUACCUAUGCACGCACCCCUCAAUUCUCGAUAUCGUAUCGACUCCCAACACGCCCGCACG
This is a messenger RNA of Punctularia strigosozonata HHB-11173 SS5, 6632 nucleotides long. RefSeq lists its product as uncharacterized. The transcript is spliced from 8 exons. Lineage: Eukaryota; Fungi; Basidiomycota; Agaricomycetes; Corticiales; Punctulariaceae. The record is from RefSeq and is a predicted model, not a curated record. The coding region runs from base 1 to 6498 and encodes 2165 amino acids.